Molecule: messenger RNA, 3513 nt
Organism: Hirundo rustica (Barn swallow)
Lineage: Eukaryota; Metazoa; Chordata; Aves; Passeriformes; Hirundinidae
Gene: RXRA
Product: retinoid X receptor alpha
Exons: 11
Coding region: 116-1519 (467 amino acids)
Biological process (GO): positive regulation of transcription by RNA polymerase II; anatomical structure development; response to retinoic acid
Cellular component (GO): RNA polymerase II transcription regulator complex; nucleus
Molecular function (GO): nuclear receptor activity; nuclear steroid receptor activity; retinoic acid-responsive element binding
Source: RefSeq, a predicted model, not a curated record
UCCCCUCCUCCCCUGCUCUCCCCCCCGCGCUGAUUUCCCUCCCCUCCGCCCGCCCUGCCUGUGUGUUUUCGCCGCCGCUCUCGCCGAGCCCCUUGGCAUGAGUUAAGCACCAGCCAUGGACACCAAACACUUCCUGCCGCUGGAUUUCUCCAACCAGGUGAAUUCCACAUCCCUGAACUCCCCCACGAGCCGGGGGCCCAUGGCCACGCCGUCCUUGCACCCGUCCAUCGGGCCGGGCAUCGGCUCCUCGCUGGGCUCGCCGGGCCAGCUGCACUCGCCCAUCAGCACCCUGAGCUCGCCCAUCAAUGGCAUGGGCCCCCCCUUCUCCGUCAUCAGCUCCCCCAUGGGCCCACACUCGAUGUCUGUCCCCUCCACGCCCAGCCUGGGAUUCGGCACCAGCAGCCCACAGCUCAACUCGCCCAUGAACUCCGUCACCAGCACAGAAGACAUCAAGCCGCCCCUGGGGCUCAACGGGGUCCUCAAAGUGCCAGCACAUCCCUCAGGAACGAUGGCCUCCUUCACCAAGCACAUAUGUGCCAUCUGCGGGGACAGAUCUUCGGGUAAACAUUACGGGGUUUACAGCUGCGAGGGCUGCAAAGGCUUCUUCAAGCGCACGGUGCGGAAGGACCUGACCUACACGUGCAGGGACAACAAGGACUGCCUGAUCGACAAGCGCCAGCGCAACCGCUGCCAGUACUGCCGCUACCAGAAGUGUCUGGCCAUGGGCAUGAAGAGAGAAGCCGUGCAGGAGGAGAGGCAGCGGGGCAAGGACCGCAACGAGAACGAGGUGGAGUCCACGAGCAGCGCCAACGAGGACAUGCCCGUGGAGAAGAUCCUGGAGGCUGAACUGGCCGUGGAGCCAAAGACAGAGACGUACAUCGAGGCCAACAUGGGCCUGACCCCCAGCUCGCCCAAUGACCCGGUGACAAACAUCUGCCAGGCUGCAGACAAACAGCUCUUCACCCUGGUGGAGUGGGCCAAGAGGAUCCCCCACUUCUCCGAGCUGCCCCUGGAUGACCAGGUCAUCUUGCUCAGAGCAGGGUGGAACGAGCUCCUAAUUGCCUCCUUCUCCCACCGCUCCAUAGCCGUGAAGGACGGGAUCCUGCUGGCCACGGGGCUGCACGUGCACCGGAACAGCGCCCACAGCGCCGGCGUCGGGGCCAUCUUCGACAGAGUACUGACAGAACUGGUGUCCAAAAUGCGGGACAUGCUGAUGGACAAGACAGAGCUGGGCUGCCUGCGAGCCAUCGUCCUCUUCAACCCCGACUCCAAGGGCCUCUCGAACCCGGCCGAGGUGGAGGCGCUGCGGGAGAAGGUGUACGCGUCACUAGAGGCUUACUGCAAACACAAAUACCCCGACCAGCCCGGCAGGUUUGCCAAGCUCCUGCUCCGCCUCCCAGCCCUGCGGUCCAUCGGCCUGAAAUGCCUGGAGCACCUCUUCUUCUUCAAGCUAAUAGGCGACACGCCCAUCGACACCUUCUUGAUGGAAAUGCUGGAAGCGCCGCACCAAAUGACUUAGAGAACUCUGCCGGGGGAUCACCGGCCUGUGCCGCCUUCCUCUGCUGGGAGUUCCCACCUCUUCUCUGCCUCCCCAAGCUCUCUGCUUGGCCCCCUUGGAAGAGGAUCAUUGACAGGAGACUCCUUCCAGUGCUCCCCACGGGUUUCAAAGCCACAAGAGCUCAGUUCAGCCAGUUUUAACUCUGACCUGACCCAGCCCCACAUCCCCAGGCACAAAUCAGACUGUUCUGGUGACAGCAGAGACACUUGGGGGACCAAUUUGUGGCAGUGAAAGGAUCAGCCCCGGGAAGUAUUCUCCAAUUCCAGAGCCAUUUGUACAUCCAGGCAGCCGUGGAUUCACUGGGGUCUGAUACGGGAUGCUCGCAGAGAAGAAAAAUUUGCAGUGGGAUGAGUGAGAGGAGGAAUUAGGUCCAGGGCAUCCCCACGCUGGGAUUUAGGAAUUCCCCCUGGACUGCUGGGUGCUGUGUGGCCGGUGCCAGCAUCCCUGCAGGAUCCUGGGGGCUCCCUGAGCCCUCAUCCCGCAGCCAAGCAGCAGCAAGGCAGCCGGCGGACGCGAUUUGUGGCUGGCUCUCUGCUGUUGUCGCUCCAACCAUUCCACCUGAGGAGGCAAUAAAGAUGAAAGCCGAUAAUAAGCAGCCAGGCAUCAUUUCAGGGCCGGGGGGAAGGCUGUAAUUUACGGUGCCAGGGCUGCAGGGAGUCCAACUGAGGCUGGGUUAUUGACAGCAAGCCUGUGUGGGUUUGUUUCUUACGGUACUUACGCGCGCUCCGAGCGCUCGAGGGUGACGUUUGUAAAAAUCUAAAAAUACGCAGCCGGCAGCGAACUUCCAGCAGCAGGGAAGGAAGGAGAAGGAUUUGUGCCCAGAGCAUCGUGAACUUUAAGGGAAGUGUGUUUGUGGGAAAGGUUUUGAAGGGGUUGGAGGAGAGGGGCAAGCUCUAGACUCUGGAGCUGGCUGGGGGCUGUUGGGUUUUGCCGGGGGACUUUAUCCAGGGAAAACUCUCGACUCUUCCCAGGGAUGUAAAUCAGGAAUGCUGCUGGAGCCAGGGCAGCUCCGACAAAGGAACCAGGUGUUUUUGUGCUGCCCCGGGUUGUCACCGCUACACCCAGUUCUAGGGAGAGCGCUGGGUGGGGUCUGUGCUCCCAGAGGAUUAUUCCCAGGCAGGUGUGAGCUGAUCCUGGGCUGAUCCUGCUCCAUGGCUUUUAUUCUGGAGCAUUUCUGGACCAGGCCAGCUCGAGGCUGAGGGCAAACCUGGCUGUGGUGAGAGCUGUGUCCCCUCUGAGGUGCUCCAGAGCUCAGGGCUACCCCACAGCUCCAUGUAAAUAAGGGAUUUAACCUCAAGGGAAGAGGAUUUGGAUUGUUUUUUGGGUUUUUUCCUGCCAAAAACAAGCUGUAAAGCAUCACUUUCCCUGCAACUACAAGGACUUAACUCCACAAAUCCAAGGACCCCCAUGAUGAAGAGAUGUCACCGACCCCUUCCCCAGGAGAUUCAACCCAUCCUUCUCUUCCAGCCCUGGUCCUGUGGGGGAGGGAGGAGGUGGAUCCAGGAAACACAAGGAAUGAGUAAUCUCUCUGCUGCCUCUGCCAAGGGACCAGAACCAGCCCCACGAGCAUCCCACUGCUUGCCAGAGCUCUGGGGUGUCGGCAGGGUUGUGAUUUAUGGCAAUCAAUCCGUCAGCCUUAUUUAUAGCAGCAGCUCCCCGUGGGAUUUCACACAGGGAGAUUGCCUUGUUCCGUGGCCUCCCUCCUGCCAAAACCAUCCCCGGGCCUCCCAACCUUCCUGGAGGCUUUUGUCUUGUCUCUGCCCUGCCCAUGCGGGGAGCUGGCAUUCCUGCCCCAUCCCGAGCCACUUUCCCCAUCCUCAUUCCUGCAUCAGGGCAUGUUCUGACAGCCAGAGGUUUCCAGAAGUGGAGGAGGAUUGCACUGGGCAGGCACAGGGCUCUCUGCCUAGCGAGAAUGUGGAUUUUCUUGAUUAUUUUAUGUAUUUUCUUGAUUAAAA